AUGACUGCAGAUGUACGCAGCCAACUCUUCCGGCAGUUCCGUUACCAUGAGGUUGAUGGGCCCCGAGAGAUAUGGGGAGGAUCCCUGAAGGCGGAAGCAAAGUUCUCUGAGGCAGAAGGAGCUCCGUCAGAGGAAGGUCAGAGGGCGCAGGCCCAGGAACAUGCCCAAGAUGCCCUGUCAAGUGGCAGUGAAGAGAUGUUAUCGAGCUAUUUUCUUUGCAGAGAAGUGGAAAUGGCUGUUCAACCUCUGGUCCAGGUGGCCGUGCAUUUCACUGUGGCGGAGUGGGCCCUGCUGGAUCUGAGCCAGAAAGCUCUCUACAGGGAAGUCAUGUGGGAGAUCUAUGGUAGCCUGGCUUUUCUGGAAGCCAGGAAUGUAAGAGGCCCUACGGCGGAGACUGACAAAGGCCUUGCAUCUGAAGAAUGGCUGCAGAAUUUCUCCGGAAGAUCGCAAGAGACUAUUUCCUUCCCAAAUGAACCGGAUGCAACAGGGGAUAAUCAGAGGAAUGAGGAGGAUGAGAAACUGCAUCAACUAUCUCCAGGUGAAGUCAUGAAGGAAGACGUGAGAAAAAACAUCAGGAUUCAACUAAGGUCUAAGAGGCAGAAAGUCAACAGCAGGGUGAAGAAAAGGGACAACUCCAUUCCUUGCCAAGGGGAGGAUGUCCAAGAAAUAGUUCACAUGUUGGAGGAAACAUACAGGUGCUUGGAGUGUGGAAUGAACUUCUCUGAUCAAACCCAGUAUAACGUCCAUUUCAGAAUGCACGGUGGAAAGAAGACCCAUCAAUGCCUGAAGUGUGGAAAGACCAUGAUUCGCAGAUCAGAAUUCCUUGGACAUUUAAGAACACAUACAGGAGAGAAACCUUAUAGCUGCUCAGACUCUGGGAAGAGCUUCUCAGAGAAAUCAGACCUUUUUCAACAUCAAAGAAUUCAUUCAGGAGAGAAACCCCUUACCUGUUCAGAGAGUGGAAGAAAGUUCUUGGAUGGAAGAAAGGGUGAUAUACAUUUUUCAAAGCAAAGUAUAAUUAAGGCAUGGAAAUGCUUUCGGUGUGGAAAGUACUUCAUGUACAGGUCACAGCUUUUUGUGCAUCAAAGGAGCCAUUCAGGGGAGAAAUCUUUUGAAUGCUUAGAGUGUGGAAAGAAAUUCAGUCAUAGUUUCCUUCUUAAACAGCAUCAGAGAAUCCACACAGGAGGGAAACUUCUUGAAUACUCAGAGUGUGGGAAGAGAUUCAGCAACAGUGGCCAUCUUCAAAGACAUCUAAGAACCCACACAGGGGGGAAGCCUUUUGAAUGCUCAGAGUGUGGGAAGACAUUCAGUCAGAACAGCAACCUUCAAACUCAUCUAAGAACUCACACAGGGGAGAAGCCUUUUAAAUGCUCAGAGUGUGCGAAGACAUUCAGUCACAGUGGCCAUCUUCAAAGACAUCUAAGAACCCACACAGGGGGGAAGCCUUUUGAAUGCUCAGAGUGUGGGAAGACAUUCAGUCAGAACAGCAACCUUCAAACUCAUCUAAGAACCCACACAGGGGAGAAGCCUUUUAAAUGCUCAGAGUGUGCGAAGACAUUCAGUCACAGUGGCCAUCUUCAAAGUCAUCUAACAACCCACACAGGGGAGAAGCCUUUUGAAUGCUCAGAGUGUGGGAAGAGAUUCAACAGGAGUGCCAAUCUUCAAAGUCAUCUAAGAACACACACAGGGGAGAAGCCUUUUGAGUGCUCAGAGUGUGGGAAGAGAUUCAGUCAGAGUAAUCAUCUUCAGACUCAUCUAAGAACCCACACAGGGGAGAAACCUUUUGAAUGCUCAGAGUGUGGGAAGAGAUUCAGUGAUGGUAAUACUCUUAAACAACAUCAAAGAAUCCACAAAGGGGAGAAGCCUUUUGAAUGCUCAGAGUGUGGGAAGAGAUUCAGUGAUGGUAAUACUCUUAAACAACAUCAAAGAAUCCACAAAGGGGAGAAGCCUUUUGAAUGCUCAGAGUGUGGAAAGAGAUUCAUUUACAACAGCUAUCUGCAGGGUCAUCUAAGAAGCCACACAGGGAAGAAACCUUUUGAAUGCUCAGAGUGUGGGAAGAGAUUCAGUAAGAAUGGUCAUCUUCAAAGUCAUCUAAGAAUCCACACAGGGGAGAAGCCUUUUGAAUGCUCAGAGUGUGGGAAGAGAUUCCGUGGGAGUAGCAAUCUUAAAAAACAUCAAAGAAUCCACACGGGGGAGAAGCCUUUUCGAUGCUCAGCUUGUGGGAAGAGAUUCAGUGACAGUAGUACUCUUAAACAACAUCUAAGAACCCACACAGGGGAGAAGCCUUUUGAAUGCUCAGAGUGUGGGAAGAGAUUCUGUGGCAGUAGCAAUCUUCAAAAACAUGUAAGAACCCACACAGGGGAGAAGCCUUUUGAAUGUUCAGAGUGUGGGAAGAGAUUCCGUGGCAGUAGCCAUCUUCAAAAACAUAUAAGAACCCACACAGGGGAGAAGCCUUUUGAAUGCUCAGAGUGUGGGAAGAGAUUCAGUCAGAGCGACAACCUUCGAAAUCAUCUAAGAACCCACACAGAGCAGAAGUCUUUUUAA
Messenger RNA from Gekko japonicus, 2544 nucleotides. RefSeq names its product zinc finger protein 345-like. Gene Ontology annotation, biological process: regulation of transcription by RNA polymerase II. NCBI's taxonomy places the organism in Eukaryota, Metazoa, Chordata, Lepidosauria, Squamata, Gekkonidae. Gene Ontology annotation, molecular function: RNA polymerase II cis-regulatory region sequence-specific DNA binding; DNA-binding transcription factor activity. The transcript has 6 exons. Bases 1 to 2544 code for a protein of 847 amino acids. The record is from RefSeq and is a predicted model, not a curated record.